Tetrahymena thermophila SB210 is the source of this 609-nucleotide messenger RNA. RefSeq names its product glutathione S-transferase, amine-terminal domain protein. The record is from RefSeq and is a predicted model, not a curated record. Gene Ontology annotation, molecular function: glutathione transferase activity. Gene Ontology annotation, biological process: glutathione metabolic process. The transcript has a single exon. Lineage: Eukaryota; Ciliophora; Oligohymenophorea; Hymenostomatida; Tetrahymenidae.
AUGAUUCUAGGCUAUUGGGAAAUACCAGGAAAGUGCUAAGCUAUCAGAUUUCUUUUAGAAAUUUUGAAGGUUGAAUACACCGAAAAGAGAUAUACUUUUAAAAAUUCAAGAGAAUGGUUUGAAGAAGAUAAGUUGAAAAUUGGAUUAGAUUUCCCUAAUCUGCCUUAUUUUAUAGAUGGAAACAUCAAGUUAUCUGAAAGCAAUUCUAUAGUAACCUACAUUCUUGAUAAAUAUAGCAAAUAAGAAUGGAAAGGUAAAAACGAAGACAUAUAUAAAGUUGACGAACUACGAUUCCUUUUUACAGAUUUGUAGAGCUUAGGAUAUUUAUCAAGCAAAGGAGACUAAGAUGCUUUUAAAAAUUAUUUAAAAAAACUAGAUUUUGUUUAUUAAUUUAUUAAAGGUGAAAGUAAAUUUUUGCUAGGAUAUUUUACAAUAGCUGAUUUAUAUUCAUGGGAAUGUAUAACAAGACUUAAAGUUUAAUGGCCAGAAUAUUAUUAAAAGUAUUCUGAUAAAUUUGAUCAACUCAUUUAAAAUAUUGAGAAUAUUCCUGAGUUAUAUUCAUACAUAUAGUCUGAUAGAUGUCUUAAAAUUUAACCUCUAAAAAAAUGA